UCCCCUCAACUACGCGUCCCCUUUCUUUCUCCAGUGUCGGGACCUAAGAUACCCUUCUCGCUCGCGUCGCGCGUUUCUUCUUUUCCAAUACCCCUGUCAGUUCAGCCGCAUUUCCGUUUCAUGGCAGCGAGUCCGCAGCCACAAUUAUUAGUCUCGGAGACGAUAGUACCGCAGCAACAACAUGGAGUGAGCACCCAGCAGCAGCAGCAGCAGCAGCAGCAGCGAUUACCAACCGACCCUGCAUCAGAGUCGUCGUCGUCGUCAUCGUCGAGCGGCCGUGGCAGUCAACAGCGGCAAGUCAUAUACGUUAGAGAUGACGAUGGCUUGCAGUAUGUGCUGCCGUGGGAGAUGGCGAGGGACUGGGGCUCUUUCGAGGUGUUCAUUAAAGAUGUUUUCAGGAGGAAGGCAUCUGAUUGGUUUGAAGAGAUAGAGAAUGGAGAGUUUGAGGUUUUUCUGCAGAAGGAUCCGAGGUCUAUUGUGCUGCCUGGUAUUUGGGCGCUUCUCGUGAUGCCGGGGGAUACGGUGGUGGUUUUUCCAAGGUCCAAAGUAGAGGGGAUAGCUGUCUCGGAUAGUCCUCGUGAAAACUGGGAGGAAAGUGGAGAGAGUGGAGAGAGUGGAGAUGAUGAGAACAGUCCACCCAGUGUGGUCAGUGUAAGCGACGAAAACAGCGUCGAAAACAGCGUCGAGAUUGAAGACGAUGAAGAGAGUGAAGAGGGUGGGCACGACGAGGGGAGCGAGGACAGCGAGCAAAGUGAAGAAACCGACUCUGAAGCCCCUCCUCUACCCGAACCUGUACGCUCGGUAAUCCCACCAGUCGAUGAUGAGGGGAACAAGCUUUCCUUCAUUGUUGACUCUAGCUGCUCGAGCCCGUCUCGGAAGCCUGGAAAGGAAGCAGGAGGAGACAUUGAGAUUUCUAGAAAGCCCGUCGGCCGACCGGUUAUGAACACGGAGAAUCUCAGGAUCACGAGAGCUAUGAGCGUUACCUCUGAAAGGCGAACCAUGAUUCAAAUCCACACACUUCCUGGACCGGAGAGCUCUUCAUUUUCUUCUAGCAUUCAUACUCGCUGGACCCAUCUGUAUGCAGACUGGCUAGAUUGGGCACAGUUCAAGAAUGUCUGCCUCAGCACUCAAGGCAUAUCUGACCGCAUGCAAAAAGUCAUCUCGAAAUUGUUCUUGAGAAUCGAAAAGGAGAGGCUCAAAGCUUACGUGGAUGGAAUGUUUGUGGAGCCAGGAACAACAUUGCGAGCCGAUGACUCUGACCACAAUGACCCUCAAUCCGUCAUAUUCUCCUGUAUUCCUUAUUUUGAACUGCAAAAAUCUCUCCCGACCGCGUCAGCGAGAUCGGACAACUUGCAUCCCUCGCGCACUUUGAUGCAGGCCUACUAUCCCUACGAGCCAGUUCAGGAUAGAGACAACGAGCAAGCUUUUAGGAAAUUUGGCAACACGCGAAGCGGUAGCUUGGUCCAUAUACCGUCUAUGUGGAUGAUGAAUAUUGGCUCGCACGCUGUAGUGACUUGUGGAUAUCGACCCUUGGCUGUCGAAUUCGUCAAGUCCAUAGAAGUAAUGCCGGAAGAUCCGAAACUGCUCAGCAUGGAUAUGCAUGAAAACAAAUUAACGGCAAUCAGGCUUACGGAAUGGAGCAAUCGCGUCCUCAUCUACCAGCGCGAUGAAUGUCGAACUUAUUUCGAGAUGGAGCGGAAGCUGCGUGAGCUGAAAUUUUCCUCCGGGAACGCCGAGAACAGUAUACAGCUGCUCACUAACACGCAGAAGGGGCCCAGAAGAAUCACUCCUUUGGUUUGGCCGUACCUGAUCACACAGAAGAAUGUCAUCUUUAUUGAUGUCUUCGUCACUACUGAGGCCAAACUGAAAGAGAUCGGGCAAGAAAUGACACUUGAAGAUCUGCCAUCAUCCGAACCCGCUGUAUUCGCACAGAACACAUGGAUUCCACCCUUCUUCCAAUGGCCUGCGUCCAGGGUGGACGAAAAGUCUCCAUUAGACUUGAAGCCGAUGAAUGCACAGCAAACGUCACGUUGUUUGGAGCACGUUGAGAAAGCCAUGUUCGAUCAGGGUUUGCUCAAAGGUCAAACAAUUAGCGCGGUUGAUGAGACGUUUACAUCAUCCAAGUAUUACGAUGAACUUCCCGAAGUCGAUUACGAUGGCUUUUUAGUGUUGCUAGCCCCAACUCUUCGGGCUGCGAGGAUAUGGGAAGAGAAGACCUCCUAUGGUUCGUUUCAUGAAAAGGUUGUGGGUGAAUGUUGCUCGAAGCUUGCACACGAGAUUAGCGACUUUGUAAACGUCGUUCGCGGUACACUCAAGCUCUUCGUAUCCGACAUGAACCAAAGUAUCUUGUUGAGAAAAUUGUGGGGUGCCAUGUCGAACCUCCUCCAUAUCGCCAAACGAACGGUCGAGAUGCGGGCUUGCGCGUCUGAUCAGCAAGAAUACCUUGAUCCUGAUUGGGAACUUCCGGUGUCCGGCACACGCUUGUGGCACAUUCGUUCUCCUAAGAGACGAGACGGAUCCGCCGUGCUCGUUCCUGAGGGCAAGGAGGCGUUUGCGAGAUCUAUCCGAAAGUGUCGUAAAUGCCGGCACAAAUCUUUCGACGACCCCAAUGCAGCGGUUGAACAUCUACGCAGCAUUCAUUUGGGGGAAGAAGUCGCGAACACAGCUCUUGCAGGUCGCGAGAUCCAGCCAGAUGCGCAAGAGAACAAAUACCUAAGAGACUGGGUCUAUAACGAAGACCAGUGGAUCGUCGAGUCUACGGUUCAAGGGGCUGUUGAGAUUCUUUCUUACUCCACCAAAGAAGCCCGAAAUCUUUGCAAACUUCUCCAAGAGCUCGCCGAUGGGGUGCGCAACGAGGAUGGUGGACUUUCGUCGCUAUACACGUUUCCACGAAAACUUCUUCCAACCUUUCAUAAGUUGGUGGUACUGUACUUUGCCGUGGAACGCAGCUUGCAUUUCAUUGAGAAGCGCAGAAAGACCGAGCAAGACUCUGAUAUGCGUGAGGAAGGUACAAACCAGGAGCAGCUCGCAGAUAAUUCCGAAAUACUACGUCGUUUCAGCGAGGGCGUGAAAGCUCUUUUGUUACUGGCUCGCGAGGAUCUAUGCAAUAUGGCGCGGUCCGCUAUUCCAAAACCCAUCGAGGAACGUUUGGCUUUUGGGUCUGAGUAUAUUUGUAGUUGGCUGAUGAGACGGUUGAUCGUCAAGCCUCUCGACAGGAGCAUGUCUAUAGCCGACAUGUAUCGCGAGUAUCUCUCAACCAUACAAUUCCAAGUCAAUCAUCGUCCAGGAAAACGUCUUCUUCGCUCUAUCAAGCUCGUCCAGGAAGAAAUCAUGAUACUGGCGAAAGUCACAUCCUGGCAAGCUCGAUUGGUUGCAAACUACUCGAAAGUGCUAGAUGAUGACACCUAUCCUACUCUGCUUCCUUCCCGUCGUGCCAUGUUUCCCUUUGAACGACUACUUCUUGAUUCGUGCUCUGAUAGUAUUGCACUGACGAGCGAAGAACUUGCCGAUCAAUUCGACAGAUGCGGUCCCCUUUCCGACAGCACCAAACAAAGCGCCGAAAUCAACGAAGAAGACCAUGGAAAGGCCAUAUUCGUGUUCACAGUCGUCACUGCCAUCUUUCUCCCGCUAUCGUUCAUCACAUCCUACCUGGGCAUGAACACUUCGGAUAUCCGAGACAUGGAGAACAGCCAAGCACUCUUCUGGCAAAUCGCCGCGCCCCUGACGGUGGCCGUGAUGGGCAGCGUCCUCUUCAUCGCGUACAACGGCGACGAAAUCCGUGACAACAUCUCAUCGACAUACCGCAACCUGACGGGAAAGCAAACCCGAAUCACCCCCACGCGCGGCAGCAUCUCAAUCAUCCAGCGCAAGCGUGCUGCCCAGGCAACUCUAUCCUCCGACACCACCUCAUCAACAGACAUGUCAAUGAGCCUAGCAGACGAAGCAGAAUACGCAACCCCGCGCCCAGCAUGGCCCGAAUCCACCUCCAUCGACAAAACCUACGCCCCCCCUCCUCCCCCAACCACCACAGUCUACAACGAAAUCAUAUCCGUUGACCCCGACCUCCGCACCCGCUCUCCCACCCGCCUGCUCCGCGCCCAACCCAGGUCUGAGCCCAUCAGACCACGCGUGCGACUCGCUGCCUCCGCCCCUCCCCCUCCGUCUUCAAGAUACACACGACCCGCAACGACCCGUCCCGUCCAAUACGAAAGCAGCGCGCGCCCCCAACCUCCACCACCUACGUACCCGCACCCGCCCUCCUACGAACCCACGCAGAUGCGCCUCCAUCGGAAAUUUCUGGCCCCCGAGACGCUGGCGCACUACGCUCUAUCCUACGACGUCGAUCCCAAGGACGACAACUUCAUUGUGGUCAGGCAGCCCCUCGACCAAGCUACCAUGGCCGUGCUGUUUGCGCAUACGCGCCAGCUUCGCGAGCGGGAGAGAGCUGAGCGGGGGCAUGGGAGAGGAGUUUCGGGCCGCGUCGUCACGAGGGAGUAUUAUGGUGGGGAUGAAUGGUAUGGGAGAGGGUAUGGAGGUGGUUAUGGAGAUGUAGAUGCAGGUGUAGAAGAUGGGUAUUUGUGGGUUACUAAGGAUGCUGCUGGGGCGAGGGGUGGGGGGGAUGGCGUACGCGAGAGAGAGGGUGGUGGUGGGGUUAGAUAUGGGAGGAGGAGUGAGAGGGUGGGGACUACUGUGAGGGCGAGAAGGCGGUAGUUGUGUAUUUGCAUGUGCAUGUUGUACGAGUGUAUGCUUCCUCUUCUUCUUGCUCAGCUCAAGCGACCGCAGUCGAUGAACUACAUGUGUAAACACGAGUCUAGUCUAACCAUUUUCUCUACUUAGAUAGCAAGGACACAUAAAAAAGUCAAAACGUCCGAUGUGGAGUCGGAAAAAAAGAAACUAGACUUUAAUUUCACGCCCAUUCUUGUCUUAACAGUAAAGCUUUACGUUAUCUAUGUGUGUGUGUUCUUUAUUUUGUUUUCCGUUUUCCGUUUUUAUUUUAGCCCAAGAUUCCAUCAAUCUAUGAAUCUAGUGGGGAGGGUUGUGGUCAAAAUUAAAUGCGCCGCCGUCAACUCAUAUAAAGUACUAACUUUUUU
This is a messenger RNA of Periconia digitata, 5090 nucleotides long. The record is from the annotation of a GenBank genome assembly. NCBI's taxonomy places the organism in Eukaryota, Fungi, Ascomycota, Dothideomycetes, Pleosporales, Periconiaceae.